Leptonychotes weddellii (Weddell seal) is the source of this 1010-nucleotide messenger RNA. Lineage: Eukaryota; Metazoa; Chordata; Mammalia; Carnivora; Phocidae. The record is from RefSeq and is a predicted model, not a curated record.
AUGACGCACGCAGGAGUUUUGAUGGAUGAUACUACGUUGAAGUUCCAUGAUGUUGUUCCUGGUGGAAUUAUUUCAUUAUGUAUCUGGCAUUAUGAUGGAUGGACGGAACUGGUUUUGGCGGCUGUGGAAGGGGAUCCCAGUAAGCUCUCCUGCCUCGGUGUUGAUGAAGACUCGCUCUACCAAACUGCAAAUUCGCAGCAUUUGGAACACAAGCAGUGGAAGGACUGGAUCGCUCAGAGAGCGUUCGUGGCCUUGUACAUUACCUCUCACAGAGGCCACUCGGCUGCUGUGCAGUACCUUCUAGAACACGGAGCCGACAGUCUCAGCAGAACCCCCAUGGGCAGGACAGCCCUGCACGUGGCCGCAGCCAUGGACCGUCUGGAUUGUAUAAGCCACCUGCUCAAGUACGGUGCCUCCAUCAACGAAAGAGAUGACAGGGGGGAGAGCCCCAUGUCCGUCGCCCAGCGCCUGAACCACAGGCACAGUGAACGGAGGAUGUUCCUCUUCUAUUGGAUGGCAAAGUCGGGGACAAAGGACCCAAAGAACUUGAUCACGAACAAGGAUUUUCGCAGGGCGAAGUCCAGGUUUGGCUCCAAGAAGAGCCAAGUUUGACUCCCCCUGGGAACGUUUGCACCUCGAAGCUGACUUGGGUCACUUUUCAGAGUUCAAAAUCGCAGUGGCCCUCAGGGAGCAGGAAGCCAAGAAAGCAUGGCAAUUAAUCUGAAUCAGAUACUCAAUUAUGGGUCCUGUUUGCAAAUGACUUGGGGAGGGUGUUGAUGGAAGUAGGUGAGUUUGUGUUCAUUCCGUAAUCCAUUACGGACUGAGCGGGCCUCUGAUGCCAGUCGUUAAUUUUAAGCUAUUUGUACAUUGUAUCCAAUAACGCUGCUUGGGGUGAUGAGAGCCAAUUACCUUCUCUCGUCUCGCGUCUGGAGACCGUCUAACACAUCAGCAUAAUAGAAGUAAUAGCAAUGAUGAGGACAGCAAGGUUGCUAUUGCCCAGAACAAGGACU